This is a messenger RNA of Aspergillus alliaceus, 379 nucleotides long. RefSeq lists its product as uncharacterized. The transcript is spliced from 2 exons. The record is from RefSeq and is a predicted model, not a curated record. Bases 84 to 320 code for a protein of 78 amino acids. Lineage: Eukaryota; Fungi; Ascomycota; Eurotiomycetes; Eurotiales; Aspergillaceae.
AAACCAAGUCUUACAUACUUCUGAGGUAAUCUGGAGAUAAUAAUCAACGCCAGAUAACCCUAUCAACAUAUUGAAUAUAAAUCAUGUCCGAAGAAUCGCAUCCACAGCACCGUCAUGGCUUCCUGGAUAGGGUGCUCCACCCGGGACGCUAUCACCACCAAAAGGAGGAGCAACACCAGGAGGAGCAACGCCAGGAUCAGCCCGAGUCUCAGGGCCAGGAGUCGCAGAAAAAGGAGGGUGAAUUGGACAAAUUCAAGGACUACAUCAAAAAAGACGAGGAGAUGGAAGAAGAGGGUGAUACUUAUGCUGGUUUGAUGUGACUUGUAUCAUGACAUAUGUUUUGUAAGUGAUUUUUGGUAGUUAUGUAUGCUAAAGAAGA